AUGGAGCGCAACGAGAACCGUGUGGGUCGCUGGUACUUUGGCGGUUUGGCUGGUGCCGGUGGAGCCAUGUGUACACAUCCAUUGGAUCUAAUCAAAGUGCAUCUUCAAACCCAACAGACCAAGAUAUCAUUGCCGUCGCUGGUGAAACAAGUAUAUCGGUCGGAUGGUGUUAUGGGAUUCUACAAUGGUUUGACAGCUUCAGUGUUGCGACAAAUGACGUAUUCGUUGAGUCGAUUUGCUGUGUAUGAAGGGGCUAAGCAGCAGUUGGACAGUGGGAAGGGACCGAUGCCGUUUUAUCAAAAGGUCGGCCUGGCUGGACUGUCUGGUAAGGUUUUUAUUCGUUUUUUUUGAAUUUUAGGUAACCGAAGGACUGAAAAACCUUAAUUUAGGUUAUAGCGGCAUGGUUUUGGUACUAAAAGUAAUAAUAAGCCUAGAUACUAAGCCUAAACCUACUAAGCCUAAGCCUAGUAAGCCUAAGCCUAGUAAGCCUAAGCCUAGUAAGCCUAAGCCUAGUAAGCCUAAGCCUAGUAAGCCUAAGCCUAGUAAGCCUAAGCCUAGUAAGCCUAAGCCUAGUAAGCCUAAGCCUAGUAAGCCUAAGCUUACUAAGCCUAAGCCUACUAAGCCUAAGUCUACUAGGCCUAAGCCUACUAAGCCUAAGUCUACUAAGCCUAUGCUUACUAGGCCUAAGUCUACUAAGCUCAAUUUUACUCUUAUGAACAUUUCACAUCAUUUUAGGAGCUAUUGGUGGUUUCGUGGGUCAACCAGCUGAUUUGGUCAAUGUUCGAAUGCAGAAUGACAUGAAGUUGGCAGUGGCGGAUCGUCGAAACUACAAACACGCCUUCGAUGGCAUUUAUCAGAUCUGCAAACAUGAAGGCUACCAAGUACUGUUCAAUGGUGUCACCAUGUGUGUGGGAAGGGCUGUCUUAAUGACUAUUGGUCAACUUUCGUUUUAUGAUCAGGUGGGUCUUAUAGUAUACCCAAGGUGCCUAAAGUACCUAAAAUUUGAUUUUUAGAUUAAAAAUGGGUUUGUGAAUAAAGUUUUUUCUGAUUUUAUGUCUUGUAAAGAAAGUUUUUACAAUUUUUUAUACAUUUCCAAAAAGUAUUUUUUAGUUUUAUGUUUCGUAAAAAAAAGUUAUGACACUUUACGAAAAGUGGAAGUUGGGUGGAAGAUUUGCAAUGUAUUUUGCACUGAAAAUAUUCCACUCGACUUCCAUUCUUAAAAAGUGUUAAAAUGGUCUAAAAACAUGUUUUUGACACUUUUUAGGAGUGGAAGUUGGGUGGAAGAUUUGUAAUGUGUUUUGCACUGAGGAUCUUCCGUCCAACUUCCACUUCUAUAAAGUGUAAAAAACGUGUUUUUAAGCUAUUUUAAGACGCUUUGAAAAUGGAAGUUGAGUGGAAGAUUUUUAGUGCAAAUUGCAUUGCGAAUCUUCCAAUUAACUUCCGCUUUUUUAAACGGUCAAAAACUGUUUAAAGUUAAAUUUUAUGGCUUUUUUAGGUAGCACAAGGUUAGAAAAGCUUUAUUUUAAUUUGUAAAAAGGGUUAAUGAAGGCGUUUUUUUAGGUAAAACAAGUCCUGAUGGCCAAGUUCAAUGCCCCGGACACUGUCCAUACCCACUUGUUCUCUUCGUUUCUGGCCGCUUCAGCCGCGACAGUCCUAACCCAGCCAAUGGACGUGCUCAAGACGCGAAUGAUGAACGCCAAGCCAGGCGAAUUCAAAGGACCAAUGGACUGUUUUGUAUAUACCGCCAAGACCGGCCCCACCGCCUUCUACAAGGGCUUCAUUCCGGCCUUUGUUCGGCUAGCACCACAUACUAUACUGAUGCUGGUGUUCUUCGAACAGCUGAGAUUAAGAUUCGGGUAUAUUCCGCAAAAGGCCACCUCAUAG
Molecule: messenger RNA, 1884 nt
Organism: Bursaphelenchus okinawaensis
Lineage: Eukaryota; Metazoa; Nematoda; Chromadorea; Rhabditida; Aphelenchoididae
Source: the annotation of a GenBank genome assembly